Chondrus crispus (carragheen) is the source of this 780-nucleotide messenger RNA. RefSeq lists its product as hypothetical. The record is from RefSeq and is a predicted model, not a curated record. The coding region runs from base 1 to 780 and encodes 259 amino acids. NCBI's taxonomy places the organism in Eukaryota, Rhodophyta, Florideophyceae, Gigartinales, Gigartinaceae. The transcript has a single exon.
AUGCGCUUUAGGUACAGCUGCUGCCGCCUACCAAGCUCCGCCGUCGUCAGCCCGUCGACCCCAGUCUUCAACCUGCAUCACAAGCGCCCGCGCCCCGCACGACAUCAUGGGAGGCAUCCGCGCCGCCCCGCGCGCCCGAGCGGCUCCCGCCCUGCUACCGCCGCACUAGUCGCCGCCGCCGCCGCACUCUACUACGCAACCUAUGUACUCGCCGUUGCUUUUCAUUUUACAAGUGUCUCACUGACGGCCUGCGAGCCCAACCUUCUCUCCUGUGGUCCCGGUGCGCGUCGUCGUCACUUGCUGUCCUCCUCAUCCGUAAGGCCCGCAGUCGUUGAUGGGCCGCUCUCCGCGCGGGUGGCCUCCGUGAGCACCGUGGUGCAGGCCGACUCCUCGCCCUGGCUCUCGUGCGGCGGCUGCAGCACGGCGGCGGCCUGCAGCAGAGCCAGGGCGUUGCGCGCGCCAACCUCCGCCGACUGGAUGUCCUUUUGCGCAGAGGCUUGCUCUGCUUCCCUUUUCCGGGAGGGUGUCCCGUGCCGCCUUGACUUGUCUGCCGCCUCCUGGCGGGCGACGGCCGCGGCCGCGGCAGCCAACGAGUCCAUGGGUGAAGCAGGGCGGCGCUGCUGCUGCGCGCCGCGCGCACCCAAGGAUGUGGGGGCGUGCACGCGCCCCUUAUGCAUGGUGAGUUGGCUCUUCUGGCUGAAGCCCGCGGCGCACACCUCGCACGUGAAGCGCUUCUUGACGUUGGAGUGGACGCGGACGUUGUGGCGCGUGAGGUCGUAG